UUACAAUCACAGCAGAUCCCAAGCAGCUCACAGCAACAACACCCAGGAAUAUCAGUUUCACCUCUUCCAGCCAGUGUCACGGCAUCGCAUGUUGUACAAAUAGGACUGCAACAGUCUCCCUCAGUAAUGAUACGGCAGCAACCUCAAACCCAACUGGGGCAGCAGCGAUACGUGACACAGGAUGUUUCGGUGGUGCAGGCCCCACAUUAUGCAGUACUGUCGAGUCAGUCACGGCAGCACGAAGAGCACGAUGCCGAUCUCGCAUUUGCGAAUUCAAUCGCAAAUCAUUUGUCGAGGUUGAAUGAAGAUGAGAAAGCGGUAGCAAAAAUGAAUAUACAACGAAUAUUGAUGGAUGCACGAUUUGGCAUUGGUGCAUGUGCUCGAAUGAUCCAGGAACAUGCGCUAACGGAAGCAGCAGCAGUUGCAGUUAGUACUGCUGCACCGCAUGAUGUCUCAGCGCAGCAGCAGCAGCAGCAACAGCAGCAUCUCGAUGGAUCUUCGCGACGAUUGACUUAG
Messenger RNA from Gongylonema pulchrum, 516 nucleotides. Lineage: Eukaryota; Metazoa; Nematoda; Chromadorea; Rhabditida; Gongylonematidae. The record is from the annotation of a GenBank genome assembly.